Messenger RNA from Drosophila teissieri, 425 nucleotides. RefSeq lists its product as uncharacterized. Bases 157 to 321 code for a protein of 54 amino acids. Lineage: Eukaryota; Metazoa; Arthropoda; Insecta; Diptera; Drosophilidae. The transcript has 2 exons. The record is from RefSeq and is a predicted model, not a curated record.
AACAUUCUAAGCACUCUCAGCAAGCCUUGACUUUUGGUUUAGAGAUGAUAGAACUAAAUUCAUGAGAAAUCACUUUUUGUCGAAAUUUCAAGCGAACAACAUCGAUUUCGGCUGGAGUAAAAAUCUCUCCGCAAUUUGUUCCAAAUUCGUGUGAAAAUGCCCGCAAAGAAGGAUUCGAGCAAGAGUGCCAAGAAAGGAGCUGCCGCUCCUGCUGGGGCGAAAGCGACCGCCGAUCCUGCAACUUCCGGCUCCACUACCGCCGCGGAGCCAGCUGCCAAGGAAGCCAAGGGCACCAAGAAGGGCAAAGGCAAGAAGAAGUAACGUCCCCCCAACUGGUUUGGUGGAGCUGACGUAAAGAAAAAAGGAAAUUCAAUUUUCCGAAAGAACAAAAUAAACCAUAAUGGUUUAAAACCAUGUAAACUAAA